Molecule: messenger RNA, 741 nt
Organism: Suillus bovinus
Lineage: Eukaryota; Fungi; Basidiomycota; Agaricomycetes; Boletales; Suillaceae
Exons: 2
Coding region: 55-534 (159 amino acids)
Source: RefSeq, a predicted model, not a curated record
UUUCAGCUCUCGUAAAGCAUCUCGGGCUCGAGUCGCUCCGUUGAACCUUGAACGAUGACGAAGUCAUCUGUACAUACACAUGCCUCACUAGUUGCGCUGACCACCACUCGAUCCAGUUCUAGGUCCACCUCUAAUACCCAGUCCAGUCCUAGAACUCCCAGUACAGGCACGACCUCCAGCUCUAGCUCCAGUUAUGCAAGCGCGACUAUCACAAAUUCCUCAAGCUCUUCCCGGAAAACUGAAGUGCUUAGCACUGGAGCGCGAGCUGGAAUAGGAUUUGGGAUAGCAUUAUUUUUGCUAUUAUCCCUACUUCUGUUUUACUACUUGAAGAGACUAUAUCAGAGGACCCGGGAGAAAGCUGAUUAUAAGCCUGCCCCUUCGUCAUCGGAAGGGGGAGGAAGCCUUCUACCUCCACCUCGGCUGGAUGCUGCAUAUCCAAAUUCCCAAUGGCCAUUCGCACCACCCGCUCGCCCUUCCUCGUACUAUUCUCCAAUAUAUUCGAUACCCUAUGAAACUUCAGGCAAUAGUGGCUAAUUUGAGUGCGCCAGCGGCCGAUAAUUCAAGCAACUCUCAUCCUGGGCGUCAGUCGUUGGCGCCUCGUGCAGAUAUGACUCGACAUCAGAAUGAACUCGAAGAAAGGAAACGAAAAUUUUAUGAGGUUCAAGAACCGCACUACCCUCCGUCGACUCAAUAUUCUUUUUGAAUGUCAUCCACGCGCACUGGCAAUGUGUCACGAUAAUC